AUGGACAGUGCAUCCGCUGUAUGCACUGAAAAUGUAUGGCUCGCCUCGGGUAAAUCAACGAAGCCUCCUCGCCCCUCCGCUGCGCGGCCUUCCGUUAACCCAUCAGAUGCAGCGUACCCUCCGAAAGGGAACCCUCCUCCGCAACAGGGGUAUGGAGGCCAGCCUGGACAGCCCGGGUACGGCCAGCCAGCCUAUGGAGGACAACCCGGGUAUGGCCAGCCAGGCGGAAUUGGUAUGGUCAUUGUGCAGUCGGGUCCUCUUAGACCAUCAUCCUAUCUUGCAUUCUCCAUCGUGAUGUGUCUAUUCUGCAACUGGGUGUUUGGCAUCAUCGCGAUCAUCCUGUCGGCUCUGUCGGAAAAGGAUGCGGAUGAGGGAAACAUGGAUGAAGCCCGGCAGAAGGGGCAAGCAGCCCUUGGUCUCAACAUUGCUUCGUUGGUCAUCGGUGUACUCAUCAUCAUCAUCGUCCCAAUCAUCUUUUUCACGGUAUUGGCCUCCACCGCUACGACUUAUUAUGGUUAG
Messenger RNA from Lineus longissimus, 519 nucleotides. Its product is annotated as trafficking regulator of GLUT4 1-like. Bases 1 to 519 code for a protein of 172 amino acids. Gene Ontology annotation, cellular component: membrane. The transcript has 2 exons. NCBI's taxonomy places the organism in Eukaryota, Metazoa, Nemertea, Pilidiophora, Heteronemertea, Lineidae. The record is from RefSeq and is a predicted model, not a curated record.